Molecule: messenger RNA, 4738 nt
Organism: Acyrthosiphon pisum (pea aphid)
Lineage: Eukaryota; Metazoa; Arthropoda; Insecta; Hemiptera; Aphididae
Gene: Kdm2
Product: Lysine demethylase 2
Exons: 14
Coding region: 442-3804 (1120 amino acids)
Molecular function (GO): protein binding; zinc ion binding; DNA binding
Source: RefSeq, a predicted model, not a curated record
UAGUAGGCGGCGGCGUUUUUUUCCCCGCUUUCUCCUCCCCCGCCGCCGCCGUCGUCCGGUACACGCAGCGCUAGCGCGACCACCAGUCACGCCGCGCGCCUUGCCUCGCCCGUGGUGCGUACCACACGGCACACACACCACACACGGACGCGCCGCGCGCCAGUUGCGUCCGCACAAACGACCGCCGUACCCGUGCGUCGUGUCGUCUCCGCCGCGUACACAAACGUAUAACAAACGCUAUCGCGGUUUCGCUAUUAUUAUUAUUAUUAUUAUUAUGGUUGUUGCUGUAGUCGCGUGUGAGUGAGCGUCGUAGCGUCGGGCCCGAGCGCGCGCGCCGCGAGUGAGUGCAAGAGAGACCGACCGAGUGCGAGUGACGUCGGUGCGAGCGCAGCGACACUGCUGCGAGUGCGCGCGCGCCGUUUAGAACGCGGUCGUACGAAAAUGGCGUCAUCGUCGCGCGACAGCGAGCCCGGGAAAACGAUGUCGACGCACCACCACAAAUAUUCGUCGAGAAUCAGAACACGCAAAGAAAAGAAAACAUAUUCAGAAGACUGGGCAUAUGGCGACGAAGAAGAAAUUGAAGGUGUACGAUCCUUUAGUUUACAAGAAAAGCUUGACUCCACACGUUAUUUGAAUCACAACUUUAGUAAACAGAUGGAUGGAAAAGAUUUUACAAUUUCAUACCUUCAGAAACAUGGUUUCGUAAUACCACUAUUAUUUAAGGAUAAAACAGGUCUUGGAUUACAUGUCCCAAGCCCUAAUUUUUCUGUGAAUGAUGUUCGCACAUGUGUUGGUUCAAGAAGAAUGUUAGAUGUAAUGGAUGUUAACACACAAAAGAAUUUUGAAAUGACUAUGAAAGAAUGGACCAAGUAUUAUGAAGAUCCGGUGAAAGAUAAACUUUUAAAUGUCAUUUCACUUGAAUUCAGUCACACCAAACUAGAAAACUACAUUAAGCGUCCAAAUAUUGUACGAGAAUUGGAUUGGGUCGAUUGUGUUUGGCCUAAGCAUUUGAAAGAGAGUCAAACAGAAUCAACAAAUGUCAUAGAUGAUAUGAUGUAUCCAAAAGUUCAAAAAUAUUGUUUGAUGUCAGUUAAAGGCUGUUACACUGAUUUUCAUAUUGAUUUUGGUGGCACAUCUGUUUGGUAUCAUAUACUUAAAGGAAGCAAGGUAUUUUGGUUAAUACCACCAACUGAACAAAACAUAAAAUUGUAUGAACAAUGGAUACUGUCUGGUAAACAAGGUGAUAUAUUUUUUGGAGAUACCGUUGAACAAUGUGGCCGUGUGUCAUUGAAUGCUGGAGACACAUUCUUUAUACCUACUGGUUGGAUUCAUGCCGUUUAUACUCCAAAAGACUCAUUAGUAUUUGGAGGCAACUUUUUGCACUCUUUUGGUAUUGAGAAACAGCUUCGUGUCGCAGAAGUAGAAGAAUCCACCAAGGUACCUCAAAAGUUUAGAUAUCCAUUUUUUACUGAAAUGCUGUGGUAUGUUCUGGAGCGUUAUGUCUAUUGUGAUUUGGGUAAAUCUCAUCUUUCAGAAGGCGUUGAGACUUCACCUUCGACAGAUGAGCAUAUACAUUUCACUAAACAGGAGCUCCAUGGAAUAAAAGCAAUUGUAAAAUAUCUGCAUAUAUUGCCACCGAAUAAAAAAAAUGUUCCUCCUCUGAUCAAAGAUGCUAUUGAGUUGAUCAGAAAUGUGGCCAUUGUGAUAAAUAAGCAUAAGAAUGAUAUACCUGAAUAUGCUAUAAGUGGAAAGCCAAUUCUUAAAAUUCAAGGCGAUAAGGAAAGAGAAAGGAGGUUUUAUAAGACAGCUGGUGAUAUGAACGCCAAAGUAAAAACUUCACGAAAAACAGCUUCUGGCGCAGGAGGGCCUAGAAGAAGACGUACAAGAUGUAAAAAAUGUGAAGCUUGUAAACAAGCAGACUGUGGAGAAUGUUCAUUCUGCAGAGAUAUGGUUAAGUUUGGUGGACCUGGUCGCGCUAAACAGACUUGUGUGAUGCGUCAAUGCUUGCAGCCAAUGUUACCAAUAACCGCAGCUUGUGGGAUUUGUUCAUUGGACGGCUGGGGUCAACAAAUUAUUAUUCCUAUACAGAAAGCAGCUAAAGAUACUCCUAGCCAACUUAUGGAGUGUAGUGUAUGCUUUGAAAUUGUACAUCCUGACUGCUUAUUGAAACAACCUAUUUAUACUAACAAUGGUACUUACAAUGAAGAUCUACCUAAUAGCUGGGAAUGUCCCAAAUGUUGUAAGGAAGGGAAAGAAAGCAAGCCUCGCCAUUUUCGUGCUAGACAAAAAUCAUCAGAUAUCCGUAGAACUUCUGUCAGUAGCAAUGACACUAAUCCACAAAAACGUUGUAAAGACGAAGAAGAAUACAGUGAUACAAAUUCUGAAAGUGAUGGAGACAACAUUUCUAAUAAAAGACUGAAAAUUGAGAAAAAGGAAAACUUAUUAACGGAACGAUCACCACCCUUGCCUUCAACGAGAUGGAUGGAAGAGCAUUCUAUGAAAAUGUUAAAUCGUUCUGUCAAAGUCGAGGAGGCCCAUAUGUCAACGUACAACAACACCACCACCACCACCACCACCACCACCACUACCACCACAACCACCAACAUAACCACCACCUCCACGCCCGCCGCCACCGUCGUCGUCACCCCGACAAUCGCGGAGCUGCCGCCAGCUCCACCGCCACAGGCAUCGCGCAAGAUCGAUUUACGCAAGCAGCUGGCCAGCCAACUGUCCGGCAGUUCGGGCAAACACUGCAACGUGCUCAAGAAACAGUCUUACGUGUCGAAACCGACCAAAGGUGGCGGGCAUAAGUCUCAGUCUGGUGGACAAAAGUCUCAGGUCGGCGGACAGUCUCAAGGCGGCGGGAACGUAAACGGCUACCAGCAGCAUAACAAUAACCAUCACAACAACAACAGUAAUCACUGCGGGGACGCGGCGUGCAUGCUUCCGGUGUUCGAGUACCUGACGCCCGCCGAGCUGGCCAAGUGCGCGCUGGUAUGCCGCGCUUGGUCUGCAAUGUCCAUGGACCCGUCGCUGUGGCGCAAGCUGGACGUGACCGGCAAGCGGCUGACCGCGUCGUGCUUGGCUGGCGUUGUGAAGCGGCAACCCGAGGUCCUUCUGAUGGACUGGACGGCAAUCGCCAAGCGACAGCUGGAAUGGAUGAUCGCCAAGCUGACACGACUCAAGGUUCUGUCGCUGCAAGGCUGCUCGUGGAGCGGCGUGACUGCGCUGCGCAGCAGCAGCGUAGUGCCGCCGUCGCUGGCCGCACUCGACCUGAGCUACGUUACCGGCAUGACGGACGCGUCGCUCCGGGAUGUACUGUCGCCGCCGUCCGACUCGCGAUCGUCGUCCAACGACAACACAAACCGGGCGCGGUUCCGGAACCUGCGCACUCUGAAGCUGGCCGGCGUGGACAUCGGCGACGUGUCGCUCAGGUACGUGGUGCAGUACGCGCCCAGCCUGGUCGAGCUGGACCUGUCGCAGAACUACCGGAUCACGGAUGCCGGGAUCGCACAGCUCACCACGCCCGUCGGCAAUGCCGUGUCCACGCUCGAGGUGCUCGACCUGUCCGGUUGCGUGGCCGUUACUGACGCUUCGCUCGACCACCUGCUCAAGUGCACGGCUCUGCGCCGGUUGGACUUGAAGCAGACGCCCAAGAUCACCAUGGUGGCCAUCAACAAGUUCCUCGUGGCCAACGAGCGGUUCUCGGCCAGCGAGACCCGACUGCUGAUCAAGUCACCCAUGCCGCCGCCGUCGCCGGUCACGUCGACCGGAAGACGCGAUUCGACGGGCAGCAGUAGUUAAGAGGCGUCGCACGCAGGAGUGGUAGUGCGUGCGUCGACGAUUUAGUCGUUGUAGUUUUUUAAGUGCGACCGUAACCAUCGCCGAGACGAUGAUGACUACGACGACGGACGGACACUCCGGCGCGUUUCGACAUUAGUAGUAGUAAUAAUGUAUAAUUGUAUAUUUUUAUAGCAAGUUUUUUCUAAUAUUAUAUUGUGUCGUCAGUUUUUUUCUUUCCAAAUUCCAAUACGCGAAAAGGGGGAUUUCAUUUUGUUUUUCGUAUAGUAUAUAUAUAUUAAUAUAUUUAUGGUUUAUUAUUAUGUGUUUCCGGUUUAGUGCCUGAUAGUAUUAUUCGGGUCGUACACGACUCGGUCGUCCCAAUGUGUGUUUGGUCUGCCAAACUCUGGUUGACCGGGCACGGUUUGUAAGAAUUUUUUUUUUUACUUUUUGCGUACGUAAUAAUAUUAUUAUGUAAAUACGACGUUUAUCGACGAAAGACAAUCUCUUCACGGGUUCAUGCUCAUUUAAUUUACAAUAUUAUUCUAUUUCCGACUAAUUUAAACCUUUAAGGAAUUUGUAUUUUUUUCUACGUUCAUCAAAACGUCAUCACAAUUUUACUUAAUUUUUAUUAUUUAUAAACCACACAAUUUGAAAAAAAAAAAAGACUGAAGUUUUGUUUGUAUUACCGUUAGUUUUAUAAGUAUUACAUUAUAUUAUGCAAUCAAACGCGUGUUGCGACUGUGUUAAUGGACACUAGUGAAAGGACGGAUGGCCUGCAAGUUAGUUAAAAAACUAAUCGAAAUUUAUCAAUACUCAACACUCUUUUGAUAACCGUUUAAUGGAGUGAUGUUUGGUGUUUUUUUUUUUUUGUAUUUAAAUUAUAAAAAUGACUGUGUUUAUUAUUAUUUUUUUUUUGUAUUAUUGUAUUAUGAAUAAACUAUCCAUGUGUAUGCAA